AUGGCUGAUGACCCCUCUGGCUGGUCCCUGACCGAGUCCGACCCUCAAGUAUUCUCCCAGCUGUUGAACGACUUGGGCGUCAAGGGUUUGCAGGUGGAUGAUCUCUACGCGUUGGACGCCGAAACUCUCGCCACCUUGAAACCUAUCCAUGCUCUCAUAUUCCUCUUCAAAUAUGUGUCAUCCGAAGAAGAAAAGGGCGGUGAGACGCAGGGUGUCGAAGUCGACCCUCUGAGUAGCGGUGUGUGGUUCGCCAACCAGGUCAUCAACAACAGCUGCGGCACUUUGGCCGCUCUCAAUGCUGUAAGUACGCUCAAGUGCUAUACGACAAGUCCACCCAGACCCCGAAACAAGCCAUCGCUGACUUCGUAUGACUGCAGCCUCGGCCACAUUGUUUCUUCUUCCGACCGAAUUCGAGAAGUACACAACUCCUUCUCCAAGUCUUCUCCAUUCUCUAUGGACCCCUCGGCCUUUCCCGAACGCGAAAAGGAAGACGCCUACCACUUUGUCGCUUACUUGCCCGUGAACGGUAUCUUGUACGAGCUUGACGGGCUGAGACGCUCCCCGUUAAUGCACGCCCCGGUGGAGGAUGACUGGCUAAACACUGCAAGGGAGACCAUCGAAAACAGGAUUGCCACAUACCCUCCUGGGUCCCUCAUGUUCAACCUCCUCGCGGUCCGCUCUGCCGCUCUUCCUCGUCUCGAACGACUACUUCAUGAUCAGUCCACGCCCGCCGAACAGAAGUUUGCACUGCAAGAUCAGCUGGAACACGAGCAGAGCAAUGCCAAGCGCGGUGCCCUUGAGAAUAAGCUUAGACAGCACAAUCUGUUGCCGGUCGUGUUCCAGCUGUUCAAGGGUCUGGGCGAGAGUGGGCUGGCCGGCAAAGCUGUCGCAGAUGCCAGAGCUAAGGGCGAGGCGCGUAUUGCAAAGGCCAAGGCUCAAGGCGAGCAAGAUUAG
Messenger RNA from Cryptococcus wingfieldii CBS 7118, 954 nucleotides. Its product is annotated as ubiquitin carboxyl-terminal hydrolase L5. NCBI's taxonomy places the organism in Eukaryota, Fungi, Basidiomycota, Tremellomycetes, Tremellales, Cryptococcaceae. Gene Ontology annotation, cellular component: cytoplasm. The record is from RefSeq and is a predicted model, not a curated record. Bases 1 to 954 code for a protein of 317 amino acids. Gene Ontology annotation, biological process: protein deubiquitination; ubiquitin-dependent protein catabolic process. The transcript is spliced from 6 exons. Gene Ontology annotation, molecular function: cysteine-type deubiquitinase activity.